AAGAAGAAUGGAGAAGAACAGCCAAAGUCCUCUGUCAGCAAUCAGUACCGAAUUGUUACACCCACAUUCCAGUACAACAUGGACUACAAGAAAGUUGGCAAAUGUAUUAUUAUAAACAACAAAAAUUUUGAAGACAAAACAGGAAUGGGUACACGCAACGGCACUGAUAAAGAUGCUGGGGACCUGGCUAAGAGUUUCCAAAAGUUAGGUUUUGAUGUUUACACCUACAAUGACCGAAGCCGUGGUGACAUGGAAAAAUUACUGAAGCAAGCUGCUGAGGAGAAUCACAGUGAUGCUGCUUGUUUUGCCUGUAUCCUUCUAAGCCAUGGGGAAGAAGGCCUCAUCUAUGGCACUGAUGGACCCAUGGCUAUCAAGAGUUUGACUGCGCUGUUCAGAGGAGACAAGUGUAAAAGCCUCAUAGGCAAACCAAAACUGUUUUUCAUUCAGGCAUGCAGAGGCUCUGAAUUUGAUGAUGGUAUACAAACUGACUCUGGACCUGCAAAUGAUGCUCUGGAAACAGAUGCCAAUCCAAGAUACAAGAUCCCAGUAGAAGCAGACUUUCUGUUUGCAUAUUCCACAGUGCCAGGUUAUUACUCCUGGAGGAAUCCUGGAAGAGGCUCCUGGUUUGUGCAGUCUUUGUGCUCUGUGCUAAAUGAGCAUGGGAAACAGCUUGAGAUCAUGCAGAUCCUGACACGGGUCAACUAUGUGGUUGCCACAAAUUUUGAAUCCCAGUCAGACGAUCCACGCUUCAGUGAGAAGAAGCAGAUUCCCUGUGUGGUCUCUAUGCUCACUAAGGAACUGUACUUCUGAAAGCACAUUGGAAUGCAGCCGGUGAUGAAAAGAUCAGGAUAUGGUUUUGGGUGAAGAUUUGACGAUGAACUGGAGUUUAAUCACAGAAAGAGAUGUAA
Messenger RNA from Dryobates pubescens (Downy woodpecker), 908 nucleotides. RefSeq names its product caspase 7 (gene CASP7). NCBI's taxonomy places the organism in Eukaryota, Metazoa, Chordata, Aves, Piciformes, Picidae. Gene Ontology annotation, cellular component: cytoplasm. The transcript is spliced from 5 exons. The coding region runs from base 79 to 810 and encodes 243 amino acids. The record is from RefSeq and is a predicted model, not a curated record. Gene Ontology annotation, biological process: apoptotic process; proteolysis.